Messenger RNA from Dichomitus squalens LYAD-421 SS1, 847 nucleotides. Its product is annotated as P-loop containing nucleoside triphosphate hydrolase protein. The record is from RefSeq and is a predicted model, not a curated record. NCBI's taxonomy places the organism in Eukaryota, Fungi, Basidiomycota, Agaricomycetes, Polyporales, Polyporaceae. The coding region runs from base 24 to 785 and encodes 253 amino acids. The transcript has 5 exons. Gene Ontology annotation, molecular function: ATP binding; ATP hydrolysis activity.
GUACAAUAUCUGCUACCUACGCUAUGUCUAUCACGCCGUUGCUUCAGCUGAAGGAUGUCAGCUGCUACUACAAGGACAAGACCCAGCCCAUUUUCAGUGGCGUCAAUUUGACUCUCAACGAGGGCGACGUGCUGGUGUUUCAGGGCAAGAGUGGUUCUGGCAAGUCGACAUUACUGAAAUGCAUCUCGCACCUCAACCUAUACACGGGGGACAUACUGUACCGUGGACAAACACCACAAUCCUUUGGCAUACCAGCCUUCCGCACGAAGGUCAUGUACGUCCCGCAGCGGGCCUCCCUCCUGCCGGGGACACCACGGGACUUCCUCAAGGCAGUACACACCUUCGCCGUACACAGCCAGUCCUCAACAUCCUCCAAGGCUGCCUCAGCCUUCUCCGGCAUCUUUGGCACGAAGCAGGACGGGCCAGACGUGACAUACCAUGACGCCAUCGACCUCGCCGAGAACUGGGGCGUCGAGCACGACCUGUGGGACCGGAACUGGUCGAACCUCAGCGGAGGAGAGGCGCAGCGCGUCGCGCUCGCCUUGGCUGUGGGUCUGGGCACUGCGGAGGUCCUUCUGCUGGAUGAGCCCACCUCGGCGCUCGACUCCGAGUCGUCUUCAAGGGUGGAGAAUUACUUGGUCGAGAAAGUCAAGGCGAGGAACUCAAACCUCAAGGCUCUGGUGUGGAUCACACACUCGCCUGAGCAGGGCGAGCGCGUUGGGACGCGCUUCGUCCGGGUAACACCACAGGGACUGCGCGAGGAAUACGUGCAUCCGGAUGUUUAGAUGUUUAUGAUGUUUUGAUGUUGUUGUAACAAUUGUGAUCUGGGCUGGACCUUCUGCAAGCA